UGUUCUCACCGGUCGCGGCGCUCGGGCACAGACAGACUCGUGUGCGCGCCCAGCCCCGAGACACGACAGGUCUGGAAGUCCGAGGAGGAGGAGGAGGAGGAGGCAGGACAACGCUGCUGGAGCGGGGAAUGAUGGCGAUGACUUCGCCGUGUGAGUGUUCAGUUGAGGAAACAGUGCUCCAUAAAAGAAGCUCCGCCGGACCCAUGGCACCGUUUGUAUAAAGUUUAGCAGUUUACCGACAUACACGCAAGAGUCUCUCCAAAACCUUGGAUUUUCUAAUUGGGCUGCAAACAAAACAAACAAAAAAUGAUCAAAGCGGAGAGCAAAGGAGGCGAGAGGACCCUGAGGAGUGCGUCCCCACACAGAAAUGCAUACAAGUCUGACUUCCACGCCAUUAAGUGCUCCUUUGAUGGGCCAAAAUCCGAAGGCGCUGCCAAAUCAUAUGCAAAUGGAUCCAGUGACACCCGGGAGGACUCGAGGGGGAGACCUUUUGGCACCAGAGUGAACAAGAUAAAGAACAUAUUCCUGCAGAUGGAUGGUCAGCAACAGGAGUGCCAAGAGGGGAAAGUAACUUUAAAGUCUGAGGUGCCCCAGGUGUCCCCACCAAAGGUGCAAUUCCCAGCCAACACCCACCGAGUUAACUUCAACAGCUCUACAAGCCCAGAAUCACAGAAUUUAGAGAAAACACCCAAGGGAGAAGAUGUUGAAAUUGACAAAGUGGCUUUAGCAGAGAAGUUUUCUGUGACCAGAAAACUCUUUGAAAGGGGCAUCAAAGAGCAGCCUUCGGCCGAAAAGCAGUCCUCAAGCAGAGUGGUGACUCGUCUGUCGCUUGGAAGUGCCUCUGAUGAGGGGAAGAGCACAAGGAGAGUAUCAGGAUCCUCCGACACACUUGAAUGUCGACCGGAUGAGAAGGCUGAUAGUGAGAAAAGAUCCAGAGCGUCACUAAAUGCAGGACCUAUGUCCAAAAGGUUGGAGAAUUAUAUGGCAGAGAAUGACUCGGAAGACAACAACACAGCUGCUGCAAAAGGAGAGCGAGUGUCUGCUAAACAACACAGUACCACUGAACAUUUACUGCCUACCUCUCCAACAAGGGACAGCUUACACAAACCUACUUCUCCUGUUAAAGAAGCCACUAACUCUACACCUGUCACUGAUGCCACUAAGAAAAAUGCACCCCAGACAGCGUGUGUCAUAAACAAAGCAGCGCCUUUGGGGUCAAGUGUUGGGCUUAAACCAACAUUCCCAGUUACCAACGCAGCAUACAAAUCUGUUUCUCCGACAACUGAUGCCACUAACAAACCCAUCUCACCAGAGCAAACAACCCCAGUUAGCCAUGGCUACAAACGCUCCUCAUCAUCCAGUGAUGGAUUUAGUAGGACAUCUGGUGGUGGGGAUGAAGCCAAACCACAAAGUCCGCCCCCAAGGGAUGUGAAGAAGCCUCUUCCAUCAUCUGGUGGUUUUCAAAACACCAACAAGGCUAAAUACCCUGAAAAAGCCAGCAGUAAUGAUGGAGCAGUACACAGUCCUACCGGGGUUAAGCCAGCCAGCCAGACCCCAUCACUGGACUCCAGGGGGGUGGGCAUGGUACGGGCAGAGCUGGUAGUGGUUCAGAAUGAGUCCUCAGAGAGUGAGGAGAAUGAGGAUGAGAAUGUUGAAGAUAAUGUGUUUCAGGAGCAGAAGGUGCAAAGCACCAAAUACCAACCGACAGACCUGAAAAGAUCCUUUGCACCAGAAAAACUGAACUGUAAUCCUGCUCAUCAUGUCUUAGCGAGGGAUGUUGCAAAAGAGACGCAAAGGAUAGCUGAGACUGUGGGUGAAGGUAGAGUCCUGGAAGACAAUGGAGGAUUUGGGUUGAAGGAGGAGAAAAGGGAAGACCGUUUAGUUCUGAGUCAAGAUGGAGAUACUAAUUGUGAAGAAGAUGACGAGGGAGCAGAGGAGGAAAGUGAGCUGGAGGAGCAGGUGGAUAGAGCCUCACCAGUAGUGUACGGCAUUGAGAAUGCAGCAUUUGUGGAUGACAGAGAUGUAGACCAGGUCCUCAGGGAAGAGGAGGAAGAAGAGGACGAUGAGGAAGAUCAAAUGUAUAGGGAGUAUGACGACUGUUAUGAGACCCCCGGUCUGUCGGAUGAGGAGGAGCCUCCCUUAAAGAGGAAAAUCAAAUUCUCCACAGACCCCAUUCUGGUCUUCAGUACCUUCUCCAAUGAGGAAUAUGAUCGGCGCAACGAUGACGUGGAUCCAGUUGCAGCAUCUGCAGAGUACGAGCUGGAGAAGAGAGUGGAGAAGAUGGAUGUGUUCCCUGUGGAGAUUGAGAAAGGAGACAAUGGACUUGGCAUCAGUAUCAUAGGAAUGGGAGUGGGAGCUGACCAGGGUCUGGAAAAGCUUGGCAUUUUUGUGAAAACCAUAACAGAGCGAGGAGCAGCUGAGAACGACGGACGUAUACAGGUGAAUGACCAGAUAGUGGAGGUGGAUGGUAUCAGUCUUGUGGGUGUCACCCAACUGUUUGCUGCUACAGUCCUGAAGAACACCAAAGGCACAGUGAGGUUCCUGAUUGGACGAGAGAAGCCAGGGACGCAAAGCGAGGUAGCCCGCCUCAUAAGCGAGACACUAGAGCAGGAGAAGAACCAACAGCAACACCAACACCACUUGGAUGACCCUUAUGAACACUCUACAGAGGAGGAGGAGCGCUAUGAGGAGGAGGACGGAGUGGAUGAGCGGAUUCUGGGCUCUAAUUUUUCUCCAGGGCGAAACGCAGAGGUGUUUGAGCUGCCUGAUUCAGAGGCUUUGUUUAUGCCGACCAACAUGGACAGUUCCCAGAUGGCCUUCAAGUUCAAAGAGCUGCAGCUCAAACACAGCAUUGCCACAGCUGAAAUAAACCAACUGAAGGAACAGUUAAGGACAUCUGAGGAGGACAAAGCAUUGUGGGAAGCCAGGGAGUCUGCAUUGGAGCAAAAGAUUGAGGAUAACAACGACAAAAUCCUGAAGUUGGAGAGUUACUGGCUGGAAGCCCAGGAGCUGUGUAAGAGUGUGAAUGAGCAAUUAGCUGAGACUCAGACCCAGUAUGAGACCCUGGACAAGAAGUACAACAAGGCCAAGAAACUGCUCAAGGACUACCAGCAGAAAGAGAUAGACUUUGUGAAGAAAGAGGAGGAGCUGAAGAAAGUUCUGGAUGAAAAGGACAAGUGGUACAAGGAGCAGCUGGAGAGUUUGCAGAACAGGUUGGCCGCCCUGGAGUCCAGAAAUGCCUCCGUUGUAGACCGUCAGACUGGUCAAGACUCAGCAGCAGAUAAAAGAUUAAGCAGCCAGGACCCAAUCACCAACACGCAAUCUGUUGACUCACUACUAGAAAAAGACUGGAGUGAGUUUGUUCCUGAGACUGAGCGUCUGGACACCAGUGCACACAGAGCUAAAGGCCUGCUGGCUCAGAAAGCCAAACGUCAGCCUCCAUCACGCAGCAAACUGAAGGAGAGCCUCGCAGUGACUUCAAGUCACUCUCAGGAAACUGAAGAAGAGGAGGAUCAGGAGGAGCCGGAGUCUCCCAGGAGGAGGCGGUCCAUGCAGGAGAGCCUGUCCCUCCCGGUGCCCAUCUGCUACCCUGGGAAUGGACAGAAAGACGAUUCAGCAGAGAGCAAAGAUGGAUCCAAGAGUAAGGCAGAGCUGUCCAGCAGCCCGUCUUUGUCAGCCUCACUGGGAGACAGCGUUGAAAGCAGCGGGAGUCCUUCUUUGUCCCCUCCAAAAGACUCCCCGUCACCACAUUCCCCCUCCGGUGUGACGCGCAAUGUCAAGAAGCGGGAGUCCAAAAGCAAAGGCAAAGACCUCAAAGAGGAGCUUAAUGAGGCCUCACCCACAGGAAAAUCUAAAAGACGAUUUCCAGACUUUGGAGGACUUAGGAAGUCAGGUGGAAAAGGGAAAAAACAUGACAAGGAGGCGAUGAGAGCGUCUUUGGACAGCAGGGGAUCAGCAGAGUUACUGGAGGAGUCUGGAGGGAACCUGUCUCCUGCAGAUUCAAUGACCUCCAUCCCGACCUGUAUGCCCUUCUCCUGGUUUGGAGACAAGGAGAGGGAAAGAGACAGAGAGCCGUCCUCCUCCAGCAGCAGCCUGCCGUACACUGCAACUGAGACUAGCAGUGAGCAAAGCCAGGAUCGCAAGAAUAAAAGUUUUUCAGUCAUAGAUGAUUCUAAUCCUGCCAGUCCCAGUACAGAGAUCUCUGGGUUAGUUGCUGAACCCAAUCUGUCUGGGCGCUCACACACUUUAAUCUUCUCUUCCAGCGAGACUUUGGAUGAUGAACCGGUAGCUAUAGGAAAAGAGUAUCAGUGGCAGAACCGGCCUGUCUCUGAAUGGACCAAUCAGCAGGUCUGUCACUGGUUGAUGGGCAUGAAUAUGGACCAAUACACACCUGAAUUCACAGCUAAGGGAGUGGACGGCCAGCAGCUCCUGCAACUGGACAGUGACAAGCUGAAGGCACUCGGAGUGUCGAGUCAGAGCGACCGCUCGACCAUCAAGAAGAAGCUGAAGGAUCUGCGUAAAGCUCAGGAGAAGCUGGACAAACAGAGGGAGAAAAAAGAGAAGGAGGUUCGACGCAGUGGGAGACUUCAAGUCAGUACGGACUCUGUCUGCUGAGGAAGCAGCUCUGUCUAACUCAUAAACUCCAUCACUAGCAGAACCAUCAGAAAUCUUUUUUCUUUUUUUAAAUAUAUAUAUAUAUUUUUGGUGCCAUGACAUUCAUGUCGCAUGGUGUCGCAACCAGAGAACAUGACUGCCAGGAGUGAACCUGUGCCGACUGAGGAGCCAGUUAUGAUUCCUACUCAUGCUGUAGCAUCCCGUUUCUCUUGUCAUCACUGUUUCUCUCAAAUAUUUUAACAAAUCAGCUUGAAGCGUUUUUAACCGAAAGAUGGGGAAUGUCAAAAACAAAGUUGGGUUUGUGACCAAAAAGGAAUCCUAACAUUUUUUUUACCACUAAAAAGCUAGAAGCUGUUAUUAUGAAACGUCUGUAGCUGUUGCAGAUCAUGCACACAUUAACCUAUGGAAGUCAAACGUAUACUGCUUUUUCAGCAUUUUAUAUUUUUGCUAGUAUAACUUGCCUGUUUCCAUGUACAAGUCUUUUGCAGGAACGGUGAUUGUACAGUUCAGAUAAAAGCACUAUAUUUGUCUUUUAAGCUUCAAUGGGCGACAAGGUUUUAAAUGUAUAAAUAAGUUUUAUACAUGUGCCUAUUAACUGCAUCUUUUUUUUUUUAUUACUUAAACACCAUUGUUCAUUUUAUACUCUCUACAUUUUUCUACUAAGUAGAAUAGCUUGGCCGUCGUUUUUGCUGAAUGAAAAGGCAACAAACAAAUCAAGUAGGGACGAGGUGAACGCUGCUGCUGCUGUCCCUGACUCUGGCUGUGUGUCGCUGAGAUGGUACCACGACGCUCCAUGUAAAUACACACACACACAGCAUGCGGGUCUGCUACACGUACGCCUCACCGGUCCGUUAGACAGUGAGCUGUGCCUAUGACAAGGACUUGCGUGAGUCGGGAGCACAGCGUCGUGUAUAAAUGUGAGGCUGAGCGAUGAACUGUGCGCAGCCAAACCGAAGUGCUUCCUUUCUUCUUCCCGAGCGUGAUGCCGUGUUCUGUACGGAACGCGACGUGUCGGAGUGCAAAGAAAAUCAUGUUUUCACACCUUCCGAAUCAGAGAAACAUUUGUUGGUACACACAGCAUCAAUAAACUAAUUUUCACUUUA
Messenger RNA from Larimichthys crocea (large yellow croaker), 5717 nucleotides. RefSeq names its product protein phosphatase 1 regulatory subunit 9A-like A (gene ppp1r9ala). Gene Ontology annotation, cellular component: cytoplasm; postsynaptic density; dendrite. Bases 307 to 4614 code for a protein of 1435 amino acids. Gene Ontology annotation, molecular function: actin filament binding. NCBI's taxonomy places the organism in Eukaryota, Metazoa, Chordata, Actinopteri, Sciaenidae. Gene Ontology annotation, biological process: calcium-mediated signaling; actin filament organization; neuron projection development. The record is from RefSeq and is a predicted model, not a curated record. The transcript is spliced from 19 exons.